AUGGAGCGCGGUAUCGACACAUCGGUCACGAAGAUCGCUGCCUGCGAUCCUUUGGUGAAAGAGGCAUACCAGAUCUUCGAAAGGGCACACAAAGCCGGGGACGAGCUGCCUGACGAAGUCACCUGGGACAGCGUCUUCAAGUCGCACGAGAGCGAAAACACCACCUACUGGUUGUGCAAUGUCUAUGACCAGACGAAGCGGAGUUUCCACCGCGUGUUGACAUACCGCGUCCACACUUCUUCCCUUCACUUCAUCGGACGUGGCACGCAAGGCUUUGUCGGGGUUGAUGUCGAUGAAAAGGCCGUCACGUACAUGAAGCGCAGUUGGCGCAUCGACCCCGAGACUUUCCCCAUCGAGCGCGGCAUCUACGCUAGCCUUGAAUUCGCGACCGAGGGCGACGAGCAAUGCCACAAGCAGACGUGA
This is a messenger RNA of Peniophora sp. CBMAI 1063, 423 nucleotides long. The record is from the annotation of a GenBank genome assembly. Lineage: Eukaryota; Fungi; Basidiomycota; Agaricomycetes; Russulales; Peniophoraceae.